CAGAGACCACUUCCUGACCAAAGCCUCCCGGUCCUGUCUGCCCGUCUGUCUCACACCACUGUUGCCAUGGCGUUUGUUGGUCCUCCUGGCUAUCAGCCAAUCUACGGCCCUAGAAUUCCCUAUCUGGGGCCCAUUUAUGGAGGUCUGAGGGAAGGAGUGUCCAUCUACAUCCAGGGGUCCAUUCCAGAGGACAUUACCAGGUUCUUCCUCAACCUGCUCUGUGGGGAGUCCGAGUCCAGCGACAUCGCCCUCCACUUCAACCCUCGCUUUGACGGCUGGGACAAGGUGGUCUUCAACUCGUGUGAGGGGGGGUCCUGGGGGUCUGAGGACAAGACCCACGACAUGCCCUUCUCUAAGGGCGAGGCCUUUGAAAUGGUCAUCAUGGCCACGUCACAGGACUACCAGAUCAAGGUCAACGGGAAUGACUUCUACACCUUCCAACACCGCCUCCCUCUGGAGAGAGUCUGUGCGAUGCAGAUCGAUGGAGAUGUUUGCAUCCAGACGAUUAACAUCAUCGGGGGAGGAUAUCCAGGAGGUGGCAAUGGGGGAGGAUACCCAGGAGGCAUGGGAGGAGACGGCAUGGGAGAAGGCGGAGGAUAUCCAGGAGGUGGCAUGGGGGGCGGAUAUCCAGGAGGCAUGGGAGGUGGUAUGGAGGGAGGAUUCCCAGGAUCCAACCUGCCGGGAAUGGGCGGGCAGCCAGUCUACAACCCCCCGGUGCCCUACUCCAACAUGAUCCCAGGAGGGAUGUACCCUAAGAGGACCCUCAUCAUCAGAGGCAUGGUGCCCUAUGGAGCAGAAAGUCUGUCCAUCAACUUCAUGGUGAGCAGAUCUCGGGACAUCGCCUUCCACAUGAAUCCCCGGGUGAGGGAGGGCAUCGUGGUGAGAAACAGCAUGAUUGGAGGAAACUGGGGCCAGGAGGACAGAGAGCUCAGCAUGAACCCCUUCUCCGAGGGACAGUACUUCGACAUGUCCAUCCGCUGCGGGGUCGAGAGGUUCAAGGUGUUUGUGAACGGGCAGCACCUGUUCGACUACUUCCACCGCCUGCAGUCCUUCAACGAGAUCGACAUGCUGGAGAUAGAAGGCGACGUGCAGAUCUCCUACAUCCACUUCUGAGCCCACACACACACACACACACACACUCUGUAGGAACUAUUCAUUCUGUACAUUACUCUAUUUCAUGUGUUUUUUCUCAGCUGCGGGCUAUCUUUCAAAAGGAGACGUCAGCCUGCUGUAUGAUAACAUGAAUUAUUCACCUCACCAUCUGCUGUAUUGAAAUAAAUAAACACAAACAAUAAACAAACACUCGUGAUGCGGA
Molecule: messenger RNA, 1315 nt
Organism: Pseudoliparis swirei
Lineage: Eukaryota; Metazoa; Chordata; Actinopteri; Perciformes; Liparidae
Product: galectin-4-like
Exons: 13
Coding region: 67-1113 (348 amino acids)
Molecular function (GO): carbohydrate binding
Source: RefSeq, a predicted model, not a curated record